UACGUCAAGUCGUCCCGUCCGCUCGGUGAAGAUGUCUGCGACGGGUACAGGAGGCUGUGGACCCGGACCCGGACCCACGUCGGGCUCCGGGUCCGGGGCUUCCAACCCCCGAAAGUUUAGUGAGAAGAUAGCGCUGCAUACACAGCGACAGGCCGAGGAGACAGCCGCCUUCCAGGAGGUUAUGAUGGACAUCACAUCGACCAGGCUCCAGGCCCAGAAGCUCCGUCUUGCCAGGAGUCAGGGUCCGUACUACAGCGGCUCGCUACCCAACGUCAACCAGAUCGGCAGAAACCCUCAGGACUUCCAGGGUUCCUUCCCCUCCACUCUGGAGUCCAACAGGUCCACUCGGCAUCACGGUCUGGUGGAGCGAGUCCAGAGGGACCGCCGUUUCAUCUCCCCGGUCCGACCUUACCGCAACCGACAAAUGGACAGCUCGCCGUAUAACUCCGCCUACCUGUCCCCACCUCCUGACCCCAGCUGGAGAAGGAAUUGGUCCGGAAACUUCCCCGGGGAUAAAAGCCAGUUGUUUCGUCUCCCCACCACUGCACUCAACAGGACCAACUCUGACUCGGCCCUCCACACCAGUGUAAUGAAUCCUCCCACAGGAGACCCCUUCACCACGGGAGGACCCACCCUAACCCCCCAGAGCAACAGACGCACUGGUCAGAGUGAUGGAGAGAGCAGAAGAAUGUUUCCAUACCCUGUUCCCCCCAUUGAAGAGAAUGUGUUGGAUGAGGGGAAACUUCUCAAACCCUGGGACACCAAGAAGUUGCCUCUGUUGUCAUCCCGACCCAAGUCCUGUGAAGUCCCUGGCAUCAAUGUCUUUACGUCCCCGGAGCAGCCGUCCACGCCGGUUCACGGUGUCCCGUCGACCCUCAACACCGGCGGCUCGCUGCCCGACCUGUCCAGUCUCCACUUCCCCUCCCCGCUGCCCACGCCGCUUGACCAGGAUGAGCCCGGCUACCCAGGAUCCUCCUCUCUGAGCGGGGGCAGCAGCACAGGGAACCUGGCUUCCACCCUCACUCAGCUGGGCAUUAACGCCGCCAACGCUCAGGGAGGCAACGGCAACUUCCACCACCAUACACAAGGUCUCCUGGCGUCUCUACAGAGCACGCUCAGUAACCCGUCCCUGCAGUCAUCGCUAAGCAACCCCAACAUCCAGUCAUCGCUCAGCAGCCACUCCUUUUCCAACUCUUUGAGCUCCGCCUCCCUGCACUCGUCGCUCAGCAACCCCUCGCUGCAGUCGUCCCUCAGCUCCUCCCCCUCCCUGCAGUCCUCCCUCAGCAGCCAGUCACUGCACUCCUCACUCAGUAACUCCUCCCUCCAGUCGGUGUCCAGCAGUAACCCCAGCUACAGCAGCGGCGUGGGCGGAUCCAGCUCCUGCUCCUCUUCCUACUCGCCGCUGCUCAGUGGACAGGGUCAGCCAUCACUCAGCACGUCGCCGCGGAGGCGAGCACAGCUCUCCCCGCUCAUCCUGCCCAUGGGAGGGGAGUCACGGAGGCACCACUCCAAACAGUUCUCCCCGACCAUCUCCCCCACCCUGUCCUCCAUCACACAGGGCGUCCCUCUGGACACCAGCAAACUCCCUCUGGACCAGAGGCUUCCUCCCUACCCACUCAGCCAGUCCCACCAACACCAGCCGGGCUCCCACCAGCCUCUUCCCGGUCUGCCCGGCUCCCAGCCCGGCCAACAGCCCGGCCAGCACCACCACCAACAACAGAUGCUCCGCCUUCAGCAGCCGCGGCCCAACGCUCAGCAGCAGCAGCAACAUCAGCAGCAGCAGCAGCAACAUCAGCAGCAGCAGCAGCAACAACAACAGCAGCAGCAGCAGCAGCAACAACAACAGCAGCAGCAACAUCAGCAGCAGCAGUCGCAGUCCAUGCAGCAGCUCCACCUGCAGAAUCUACGCAACACACACAACCAGCACAUGCAGCAGCACUUUGGAACGCAGCAACAAAGGCCGAUGGGGCAGCACGGUAACGUGGCGAACACGCAGCUGAUCAAGAACGAGAGGGCGAUGGAUCAGUGCGUCCAGAGCUCCUCGUCCUCUCAGUGUCACGUCAAACCAGAAACGGAGCAGCAGAGAGCCGACGGCCUCCCUCAGCUCCAACAAAUCAGCCACAACCUGGCCACCGACUUCUACAAUGACGCCUUGUUGAACUCCCUACUGGACGACCCCUAUCUGAAUUUCCAGCUCACAAGCAAAACCAGCCAGCAGGUAACAGAGCACCUUCACCCGAUGUCAUCACAAACUGUAAAUAACACUGGCUGCAGGGAGCAUGACGUCCCCCACUGCUGUGACUCCCCACCGGGUCUGUCUAAAGAGAUUGCCAGCGCUCUGUCUCACGUCCCCGGCUUUGAGAUGGAUCCCUUCUCCCUGGACGACCCGCUCAGGAUGGACCCCCUGUCUCUGGACAUGCUGGACGGCGACUUGAUGCUCGCUGACCCGGCCGUGGAGGACUCCUUCCGAUCCGACCGUCUGAAGUGAUCCCUGCUCCAGGAGCUCGGUGGGAAACGGCCACCCGGACGGAAGUGGAGAGAACCGGGAUCAGCGUCGCUCCGCCGCUCCCCCAACCAGACGGUCUGCAGAGCGAGGUUUGGAAGUAACUUGGGAACCUCUUUUAUGUCAGCAAGGAAGUCUUUGUGAGAAGGACCUGAGAUUCCUGUCGGAUUAAACUAAACGAGAGGGGGGAGUUUUCCGUCUAAGGCACUUAACUUGAAAACGCUCUUGCAAUGCUUGAAGUCAAGAAAAAAACCAAGAUGCUUCUUUUUUUCGGCAUUAGCUUGUACGAGUCUUACCUGCAUGCUAAUGAAAAAUGCACUUGCGCAAAUGCAAACACGCAGGAAUAAACCGCCCACCUGAAGUCGGCUUUGUGUAAGAAAACCGUCUGUAAAAACCAGCAACGCUUGGAAAGUCUUGAAAAAGCAUUAUGCAUCCCAAAACAUGUGGACCCUCGCUGAGCUUUCUGACUGUUUUCUGAUCCAUCCGGCGGCCAUGUUGGUCCUCGCUCCACAGGAAAAACAACAUGUUUAUUGGUUUGGAAAUGUCAUUAGGUUAGGAAAUAACCACCAGUGAGAGGCCAACACUCCUAUCAUCCACUUUGACAGGAACUUAGCCAUGAUUUAGAGCUUUUUAUAUUUUUUAAAAGUGGGCAGUCACAGAGAUUCUCCUCAGAAGAACUGGUCCAUACUCAGAUGUAUAAAUCAAAAGAAAUUAUAGUUAUUACAUGAAAAGCAGGUUAAAGGUUUGGGAUAAAGCCCUCUCAGGAGUGUGAACAGUGCUUAAAACCCCCCUAAAUAUGCUGCUUCUUUUCAAGACUUGCUUAAAAGUAAUCAUAAUGUCAGCCCAUCAUUUAAAGUGUCUAAUUAAAACCGCUUUAAACCAUUAAAUAAUCCUGUGAUCACAUAGGACGCUUUCUUCAAAUCGACUUACUCAUUACUUUUUGGAGUCACAAUAAUAUUAGCAAAUAUGGUUUUGUCUUUGAAAAGCAAUUGUUUCUAAAACAUUUCUGUGGAGAGACUGUAAAAAAGAAAAUCCAAAGCUGCAUUUGGUAAAUUUUAUCUGUAGGUCAGCGGUUUUAAAGGAAUUGUAAGAUGAAAAACAAAACAUCAUAGAAGAACAAACAUUUUUACUUACACAAAAUUGUAUUUUCUUGUGACGUCUCUCACAUCUUCCCAAACUUGAACCUCUCAGAACUCUCGAACUAACAUUUGCAGCGUUCAGCAAAAAUAAGCCUCCUAUCUGAUCACAGAUAAUCAGUUAAUCAUCUUAUAGUUUCCACAUCGCUGCCAGCUAGACGAGUAUCACUGUUACAACUUUCUCAGAGAGUUUAUUUCACUGAGCCGCAGAGUGAAGUCUGAAACAUGCUGCCAACGUAUGACUGUGUGUGCAGUAAGAGGUAUGCUUUUAUUUUUAAGUACCUCUGACAUUUUUUGGUAAAUCCUACAGGAUGUGUUUAGCCUAGUUUCCCAAAUCUCUCUGCGUCACAAAAACGCUAAGACAAGCGCUUGUACCUUUGCAGCCUCGUUUCUGAUCCGAAACUGUGGUUCAGUGUGUUUCAGCCUUGUGUGCCUGCUGCCGUCACUUUUAGUCUCGUCCACAUCCCCUCUAUCAGAGAAAAGUUAACAGCCUCGCUAAAAAGACGAACGCGCCGAUCGGAUGCACUUGCUUGUUGUCAGAUGUAGAUCAGCUUUAUUUUUAAAUAGAAAAAUUAUGCAUUUAAUGAUGAAACUGAAUGUGUUGCUGUCGCGAGAGAGUGAGGAACGGAUCAGUAUCAGAUGGGACGCAGGGUUUCUAUACACCUCAGGAAACAAAUCACACAGAGGCUUCUUUCAGUGAGUCGUCUCAAAUCCAGUCUAGAUGUUGAUUUGUGUAGGAACCCUGAGUUCACGAUUCUGCAUCUUUCCCCCACUGAAAUGUUUGUACGACGGCCACAAUCGCCCCUCAGGCUUGAGCUUUAUCGCCCUUUUCAGGUCAAGUUUUUAAAGGGCAAUUCCCCCAAAAAGUCCCAAAGGCUAAAUAACUUGUGUGCACAGAUGUGCUAUCUAGGGCUGCAACUAGUGGUUCUUAUCAAUUAAUCUGCCAGUUAUGUUCCAAACUAUUUGAUUAAUGAUUAAAAUAGAGAAAAAUGUUAUGUCUCAGAGUACGAGAUGAUGUUUUGAAACAUCUGGAAGGAUUGAUCGAUUAUCAAAAUAGUCGAAGAGUCAUUUCAGGUCAGUUGACUUCUUGUUUCCGCUCUAGAUCUAAGAAUGCUUGCACAAGAGGAUUCGUUAAUGAACUUGCAACUAUUUUGAUAAUUGAUUAAAUUUUUUUUUCUUGCACAUUUAUUUGUUCUUGCUUCACAAAUGUUUUGCUUCUCUAAAUCUUCUGAUCACGUAAUCAUUCACUUUACAAGUGAAUCGUUUCGGGGCCGUAACGAAACAUUUCUCACUGUUUUUGGACAAUUUAUCGACCGAGCAUGAAAUGGAUAAAGUAAUUGGCAGAUUAAUCUGUAAUCUGAAUAAUCCUCAGUUGCAGGUCACCUUGGUUGCACCAGCAGUAACGUCACGGUGUCCUGAGGUACACCUGUGCAUCACUGCAGCAAGGUGGUGUUAAGUCACUUCCUGUGUCGCCAUCAGACUUUAACUUUAAGUCCUCUUUAAUGAAAUCUCUACAAAAAUAAAGAAAAAACUUUUUGUCUGUCAGCGGAAUUGCCCUUUAACCCCAGUCACUGUGAUUGACAGCCCUUAGCCCUGCCCCCUCUCUAUCUGCACUUGCUGCACCUGUGUUUUCAACCCCCUCCCCGGGGGACCGGAGCAUAGCAAUGUAUUUUUAUGUAACAAAAAGGUAAAAAAAAAUCAUAUUAUUAAUAUUAUUCUGACUAUAUAAAGAAGUUUUUAUUUUUUAAUCCAAAGUGGUCUAAAUCUGUAUGUAUAUAAUUUCUCAGAUAACAGAAUAUCUUUAAAACAAAAUAAAUAACAAUAUAUUUAAGAUGAGAGAAGAAGAAAAAACAGCGUGUAGAAGUUUGAAGCUUGAAGUCGGAGAGUUUUUGAACAAGAGCUUGUGAAUAAUGAAAUUAGCUGCAUGUGUCUUGUGUGAGCUUUUACAGUGUGUUGUUUUCAAAUGUUGUCUUGUGCCCCCACCCCACCCCUCCUCUAACCCCCACUCCCCCAUUUAGAAAUAUUGUUGUCAAUCAGGGCCACUUAUUGAUUGUUUUCACAGUUUAAGAGUUACUGAGAGUUCGGGAUCUUGUUUUUCUGUCCCUUCAAUCACCAACAAUAGAAAACUGGAAAACAGAAGUCAUUUUUUCAUCAAUGUCUUUUCUUUUUCUUUUUUUUUACUGCCUUUGGACUGUUUGGGGGUAAAAGUAUUAAAUCAUCAGUUUCCGUUUCUCCUGACGCCCACCCAGUACAGCUGGGUUCCCCAACCUGUGGGGCCGGACCCCCAUUAAGGGCCUCACGAUAAUUAACAGGAUUGAGAGGGAAAAAAAGAAAAUUGUUUAUUAAAUAUUAUCAUGAAACAUUAUAUAUAGAAAUAUAUAUAUAUUUAAAUAAUAUUUAAAACAAGAAAAACUAAAAACACUUUUUGUUUUUUGGACACAUGCAACCAGUGGCGAGAUUAUCUUUCCCAACUUUAUUUAUUAAAUUGAUUUGUUUAUAACAGCAGAAGUCAGAAUUGAAGUCAGAAUAUUUUUAUUAUAUUUAUUUCAGUCAUUUUAAACAGCUGUCUUAUUGUUUGAAACGUUUAAAAUUUGGGGAGAAAAUAAAAUAAAAAGUCCAAAAUUGUAAUUUUAGAAAACUGAAUUCAGGUUGCCUAUUUUCUAUUUCUAACAGUUAAGAAGAGAACUUUAAUUGAAUAUAGUAUUUUUAAUGGUAAAGUAAACUGGCGAAUGAUCCAUGGCUGUUGGCGGUGCCAUACGUUUUUAAAAGGCAGUUCCUGGGUUUGGGCGUUAUUGCAGGUCUGGGAAGUUAUGGAAAUCGGUUUUGGGUUUCCAGGUUUAACGUAGCCAAGUGCAUUCAGAGAGAGGGUGAAGUCUGUAAAAUGAAAACCAGGAGAGGUGAACGUUUAUUGGAUGAAGAGACAGUAAAGGUCGUAUUCUGAGGUGGUAAUUAACAACUGAAAUAAUUGAUGUGCGUGAAGUUUGGAAGCUUUCAGACUGAAAUGAGUCGUUGUGAGUGGGAAUAAAGGUUUUUUUUCUCUCUCUGA
Messenger RNA from Micropterus dolomieu (smallmouth bass), 6685 nucleotides. Its product is annotated as CREB-regulated transcription coactivator 2. Bases 32 to 2488 code for a protein of 818 amino acids. The record is from RefSeq and is a predicted model, not a curated record. The transcript is spliced from 15 exons. Gene Ontology annotation, biological process: protein homotetramerization; positive regulation of transcription by RNA polymerase II. Gene Ontology annotation, molecular function: cAMP response element binding protein binding. Gene Ontology annotation, cellular component: nucleus; cytoplasm. Lineage: Eukaryota; Metazoa; Chordata; Actinopteri; Centrarchiformes; Centrarchidae.